Messenger RNA from Miniopterus natalensis, 1067 nucleotides. It is a transcript of the gene NTF4, whose product is annotated as neurotrophin 4. The record is from RefSeq and is a predicted model, not a curated record. Gene Ontology annotation, molecular function: growth factor activity; nerve growth factor receptor binding. NCBI's taxonomy places the organism in Eukaryota, Metazoa, Chordata, Mammalia, Chiroptera, Miniopteridae. Gene Ontology annotation, biological process: neuron projection morphogenesis; negative regulation of neuron apoptotic process; positive regulation of peptidyl-serine phosphorylation. Gene Ontology annotation, cellular component: dendrite; extracellular region; synaptic vesicle.
CUAGGUGGCUGCCCCCCCCUCCUGAGAUGUCAGGAAGGAGGGGGCCACCUGUGUCCCCCACAGGGGCCCCCUGGAGCCUGGGGGCCCCCAGCCCGGGAGCUCGGAGGCAAAGGAGGUGCUGACAGGUGCUCAGCGAGAUGCUCCCCCAUCCCUCAUGGUCCCUCCCCAUCCUCCUCCUUUGCCUCCUCCCCAGUGUCCCAAUGGAACCCCACCCCCCACCCUCACCACUGCCCCCAUUUCCAGCCCCUGAGUGGGACCUCCUGUCCCCCCGAGUAGCACUGUCCAGGGGCGCCCCCGCAGGUCCCCCUCUGCUCUUCCUGCUGGAGGCUGGGGCCUUUGGGGAGCCACCAGGCAGCCCUGCUAACCGCAGUCGGCGAGGGGUGAGUGAGACAGCCCCAGCGAGUCGCAGGGGAGAGCUGGCUGUGUGCGAUGCAGUCAGCAGCUGGGUGACAGACCGCCGGACAGCUGUGGACCUGCGUGGGCGCGAGGUGGAGGUGCUGGGCGAGGUGCCUGCGGCCGGUGGCAGUCCCCUCCGCCAGUACUUCUUUGAGACCCGCUGCAAGGCUGACAACACUGGGGAAGGUGGCCCCGGUGCAGGUGGAGGGGGCUGCCGGGGUGUGGACCGGAGGCACUGGGUGUCCGAGUGUAAGGCCAAGCAGUCCUAUGUGCGGGCAUUGACCACUGAUGCUCAGGGCCGUGUGGGCUGGCGAUGGAUUCGAAUCGACACUGCCUGCGUCUGCACACUCCUCAGCCGGACUGGCCGGGCAUGAGGCCCAUGCCCAGGAAUUGGGCAAGCAGAGGAAGAAGAAAGCUGGAUGCUGAGGAACCUCAGGGGUGACCUGGCUGCUCUGGGCCUCAUUUUGGGAACUUGUUAAAUGGUCACAAAAUCACAGCUCUCUGACUGUAAGAGCUCAAUCUGUACAAGACAGGUGGUGAAACCAAAUGGGGUUUUGAAGGAUGAGUAGGAGUUCUCCUGUGAACUCCAGGGUGAUAAUGAUGAUGAUAGCAGCCAAUAUUUUCUGAGUGCCUACUGUUUAUCAGCUCUAAUACACAACUUGUCAGAUGAA